AUUGAAGACCAACAGAGCGAUCAUCUGCGGAUAUGGCCACAGGCAUUCCCAAUAUUCUAGAAGGAGAUGGAGUUGUACGUGGAGUAUCUGAGGAAGAUAAAAGUGGAAACUGUGGUCGCAGCAAUCAAAGAAGCGAUACCAAUACGAACUUCUCCAUAAUAGAUGAGAGUUUGCUAGUACACGAAGGAAAGUUCUCAGCAUGUGAUGUCGAGGCACUCGAAGGAUUUAGCAGUGACAAUGACUACGAUCUUUCCGACGAGGAAGAGGACAUAUUUUGUGACGAUUAUGGAUUUUUAGCUGAAGAAGAUUUGGCAUAUGAAGAAUCUGAACGC
Messenger RNA from Cylicocyclus nassatus, 332 nucleotides. The record is from the annotation of a GenBank genome assembly. NCBI's taxonomy places the organism in Eukaryota, Metazoa, Nematoda, Chromadorea, Rhabditida, Strongylidae.